Drosophila montana is the source of this 1248-nucleotide messenger RNA. RefSeq names its product solute carrier family 15 member 1-like. The transcript has 2 exons. NCBI's taxonomy places the organism in Eukaryota, Metazoa, Arthropoda, Insecta, Diptera, Drosophilidae. Gene Ontology annotation, biological process: dipeptide import across plasma membrane. The coding region runs from base 1 to 1059 and encodes 352 amino acids. Gene Ontology annotation, cellular component: plasma membrane. The record is from RefSeq and is a predicted model, not a curated record. Gene Ontology annotation, molecular function: dipeptide transmembrane transporter activity.
AUGGUAUCCAAUGUCAAUGACAAUUAUCUUAAGACUCGAGGUGGAUUUGCUGGCUGUGGAAGGGCUUCGCUCAAGCGAGUGUUUACUGUAGCUAGUCCGAUUUUGCAGCGCACCUAUCCGAUUGUACCAGGCGCUGGCAGCACCCAGCUGCGCAUCUUCAACGGGAUACCCGGCUGCGAUUACCGGGUGAGCAGCAACCUGGCAGCCGGGAGCAACAUCACCCUAAUUGGGAUCGACUUUUACGCCAGCGGCAACGUGGCCACCGGCAAUGGCAGCUUUACGCUCAGCUACGGCAUUGAAAAUCUGACGGCAGGCUGUCCCAGGCUGGACGGUGGCACCCAGCUCCUGUACGAGGCGACGGCGCACACGCUCUUCCUGCGCUCCGCGCAGACCGUGACCAAGCUCUGGUACGUGGACGAGCUGCAGAAGUCGAACAAGUCCCUGGCGCUGGCUCGCACGCUGGCCAACUUGCCGGCCAGCACCCGGAUCCAGUGGAGGGAGGUGAAAACUGGCAAUACGGCGCUGGAUAUGCAGGCACGCGGCCACGAUCUGCACGAGCUGAGCACCAUUGAGUACGAGGUGCUAACGGGCGAGGUGCUGCUCCAUCGGCAGCUGCUGCGCCCCGGCGGCGUCUACGCCCUGGUCAUUGGCCAGGCCAGCGAGGGCUACGUAUCGCGCAUGUUCGAGGUGACGGCGUCCAACUCGAUGAGCAUGUUGUGGCUAAUACCGCAGUAUGUGGUCAUGACAUUGGGCGAGGUCAUGUUCUCCGUAACGGGGCUGGAGUUCUCCUACUCGCAGGCGCCGCCCAGCAUGAAAUCCCUGCUGCAGGCCUUCUGGCUGCUCACCGUGGCCUUUGGCAAUGUCAUCGUUGUGGUAAUUGCCGAGCUCAAGUUCUUUGAGUCGCAGGCGAGUGAGUUCUUCCUGUUCGCGGGCCUCAUGUUUGUCGACAUGCUCAUCUUUAUGUGGUUCGCCUUCUACUACAUCAGCUACGAUGAGGCAGCGGCUCUGGAGCAGAGCCAACGCAGAUCCAAACAGCGAAAAAAUCUAAAAUGUCAUUAGAUGCAACAUAUUAUAUUUUUUUUAAAUUUAUUUAUCUACAAUUAUUUAUUCAAUAUUGAAAUCUAAACAGCAGUUUGUGCAGUUUACAAUUCAAAUUUACCGCCACUUAGGUGUGACCAGAGCAGAGGAGAGCUAAGGAGAAAAAAUACUUUAGACACACACACACUUUGCCAUUAAAAUGUCAUAUGA